AACCACACCAGCAACAACAACAACAACAACAGCAGCAACAACAACACCAGCAGCAACAACAACACCAGCAGCAACAACAACACCAGCAGCAACAACAACACCAGCAGCAACAACAACACCAGCAGCAACAACCACACCAGCUGCAACAACAACACCAGCAGCAACAACAACACCAGCAGCAACAACAACACCAGCAGCAACAACAACACCAGCAGCAACAACAACACAGCAGCAACAACA
This is a messenger RNA of Anoplopoma fimbria (sablefish), 240 nucleotides long. RefSeq lists its product as uncharacterized. Lineage: Eukaryota; Metazoa; Chordata; Actinopteri; Perciformes; Anoplopomatidae. The record is from RefSeq and is a predicted model, not a curated record. The annotation marks the transcript as partial. The transcript has a single exon.